AUGGAACGAGCGAGCAGCAUUCGGAGGAAGGCGAUGGCGAGACAGCAUAAGGCCGAGGUGAUGAUCGCUGGAGAACAACUGAGGUUACGGCUCCACGAUGGCAAGCUGAUAAAGGACAGAAGGUACCAUCUCCGUACAUACCCAAACUGUUUCAUAGCUCAGGAGCUGAUCGACUGGCUGUUAGGCCACAAAGAAGCUCCAGAUCGAGCAACAGCAGUCUGUCUAGUGCAGCACCUCAUAGAUCACGACAUUGUUCACCACGUGUGUGACAAGAGGCCAGUGUUCAAAGAUGCAAAACUGCUUUACCGUUUUCGCAAAGACGACGGCACGUUUCCUUUCAACAAAGAGGUGAAGAUCUUCAUGAGAGGACAGCGGUUGUAUGAACAGCUGAUGGGGGAAAAAAGCUCCCUCUUGCAGCUGCGAGAGGAGCACGGUGUUGCGUAUCAGCGCUCAUUUCCUGGCUGCGAAUUAAUUGACUGGCUGCUUCAGAAUGGGGAAACAGAAAGUCGAUGUCAGGGACUGGAGCUGUGUCGUGCAUUGCAGGAGCAUGGCAUCAUUCAACAUGUAGCAAGGAAGCAUGACUUCUUUGACAGUGGCCUACUCUAUCACUUCUGCAUCAAUUUUCGCCGUCGUCGUCGCCUGUCUCAACUAUUAUAUGAGAGGGACCGAGACAAGGAUGAAGGCCAUGUGGUGCCGAGACAUGAGGACCAGAAUCACCCAGAAAGUCCCCAUGCGUUUCACAAAAGUCCAUCUCAGGAGGAGGACAACAUUGGAUUCCAAUCAGAGGGGCAAAGUGAAGAUGGCAAACAGAUUACCAGUAUACGUCAUGGCAGUCUUAAUUCCCUGCAGCUUCAGUCCGCUCUUGCCCAGUUGUUUUCAUCGCCCAGAUGCAACCCUCGAUCAGUACUCAGCAGACGCUACACAUGUCAAGAGCUGCUGGCACCUGGCGCACCCUUUAUCAAGAAGGUGUUAACUGUGAUAGGAGAUGCUUUGGGAUGGGGGUUUGUGGUCAGAGGCCUGGAUCCUUGUUUUGUGCAAGCUGUUGACCCCGGAAGCCCUGCAGCAGCGGCAGGAGUAAAGGUACGGCAGUUUGUAUGCCAGGUGAAUGGACGAAGUGUUCUGCAUCUGGACUACAGGACUGUCACCAGACUGGUGAUGACUGGACCUCGAACAGUUGUACUAGAAGUAUUGGAACCGUUGGAGUGA
Synchiropus splendidus (mandarinfish) is the source of this 1206-nucleotide messenger RNA. RefSeq names its product DEP domain-containing mTOR-interacting protein. The transcript has 9 exons. Gene Ontology annotation, biological process: intracellular signal transduction. Lineage: Eukaryota; Metazoa; Chordata; Actinopteri; Syngnathiformes; Callionymidae. Gene Ontology annotation, molecular function: protein binding. Bases 1 to 1206 code for a protein of 401 amino acids. The record is from RefSeq and is a predicted model, not a curated record.